UUGUUGGGAAUUGGAAUAGCUUACAAAUACGCACAAGCCUCCUCUCCUCCUUCAAGCUCUGACUCAUCAUAACCCAAGCUUUUUCAAGAACCAAGAUUUUUCAAGAAACGCGUAGAGUUGUUCGGUGGAAGUUGUUCAAAUCGGAAGCCGAUCGCGGAGUGGUUUGGUUUGAUUACGUCGCAAUCAGUACGAUUUUCCAAUACUCGAUCAAACUUAAGAGUGAAGGAGAUAGUAAAGAAGGAAAUCCAUUCUUGAAAAGGAAUUAAAUAGCCAAAAAGGGAUGCCUUUAAGUUUAGGCAACGAUGUCGAUGGAUCUUCCCGGAUUAUUUUGACUGAGCCUCGCGGUUCAACUGCAGAGGUGCUUCUGUUUGGAGGACAAGUGAUUUCCUGGAAAAAUGAAAGGAGGGAAGAACUGCUUUAUAUGAGCAGCAAGGCUCAAUAUAAGCCACCCAAGACGAUCAGAGGAGGAAUACCUGUUUGCUUUCCACAGUUUGGAAACUUUGGUGGACUUGAGCGACAUGGAUUUGCCAGGAACAGAGUUUGGUCACAUGAUGACGAUCCUUCGCCUCUGCCUCCUGCUAACAAACAAUCAUCAGUUGAUCUGAUAUUGAAGUCCACAGAAGAUGACCUGAAGAUCUGGCCUCACAGCUUUGAACUCCGUGUUCGCAUCUCUAUCAGCCUUGGGAAACUUACUUUGAUCCCUCGUGUGAGGAACAUCGACUCAAAGGCAUUCUCCUUUAUGUUUGCACUUCGAAACUACUUAUAUGUAUCUGACAUAAGUGAAGUACGGGUCGAGGGUCUGGAGACACUUGAUUACCUAGACAACUUGAUGGGUAAAGAAAGAUUCACCGAGCAAGCAGACGCAAUUACCUUUGACGGUGAGAUUGAUAGAGUGUACCUGAACACGCCAACAAAGAUUGCUGUCAUAGAUCACGAGCGAAAGAGAACCAUCGAGUUGCGAAAGGAAGGCAUGCCGAAUGCAGUUGUGUGGAACCCGUGGGACAAAAAGGCAAAGAGCAUAGCUGAUAUGGGGGAUGAAGAUUACAAGACGAUGCUUUGCGUAGAUUCUGGAGCUAUCGAACCUCAGGUUUUGUUAAAGCCUUGUGAAGAGUGGAAAGGCAGACAAGAACUCUCUAUCGUCUCAUCCAGCUACUGCAGCGGACAACUUGAUCCACGCAAGGUUCUUUACGGAGAUAACUGAUCCCUCUCUUUUUUUGCUUUUUCUUGCCAAAAGUAGAAAACAAUAAUAAGCCCACAUGAUGAUCAACUUCUCAAGGUGUCUGUCUAUGUUUUGAAUUCGGAGCUAUCCUUUCACACUUUUUUUUUUUUUUUUUCUUCUUCUUUUCUGAUUGUUUUACACAGAAGAGAGAGAGGUCACGGUCAUAUUUUGUAACGUUGACUCCUGUGUUUGACCGUCAAACAAAAAUCAAAAAUGUAUCGGCGUUCUUUGAUUCGUGAAACCUUUUAUGGCCCUAAAUAUCAUCAUUCAGCCCAUUAAUGAAAUCAUUGUCCAUCAA
This is a messenger RNA of Eutrema salsugineum, 1517 nucleotides long. Its product is annotated as putative glucose-6-phosphate 1-epimerase. Gene Ontology annotation, molecular function: isomerase activity; carbohydrate binding. Gene Ontology annotation, biological process: carbohydrate metabolic process. The record is from RefSeq and is a predicted model, not a curated record. Bases 281 to 1201 code for a protein of 306 amino acids. The transcript is spliced from 10 exons. Lineage: Eukaryota; Viridiplantae; Streptophyta; Magnoliopsida; Brassicales; Brassicaceae.